Messenger RNA from Eutrema salsugineum, 474 nucleotides. RefSeq names its product beta-galactosidase 15. NCBI's taxonomy places the organism in Eukaryota, Viridiplantae, Streptophyta, Magnoliopsida, Brassicales, Brassicaceae. The record is from RefSeq and is a predicted model, not a curated record. The transcript is spliced from 2 exons. Gene Ontology annotation, molecular function: carbohydrate binding. Bases 1 to 474 code for a protein of 157 amino acids.
AUGAAUACUUCACAUUGUCAUCAUGGCUUCAUUAUUUUGCUUCUUGUUUUGUUUCAUUCAUCUCUAUUUGCUUUCGCUUCAAAGAUUGACGUUUAUCAUGAUGCAAGACGCAUACAAAUCGAAGGUGACCGAAAACAUAUUCCCUCUCAUUCUAAUCGUAACCCUCGUCAACAAGGCAAGGAAUAUUCAGCGUGUACGAAUCAUAAAUCUGUUCAGGGUCCGAUAACACGUAUUUUCUGCAAUGGCGGAUAUGUUAUCACCAAGAUCAAUUUCGCUGAUUAUGGCAACCCCACUGGUACAUGUGAACACUUCAGACACGGCAAUUGCGGCGCACUAGCUACCUUGAGACUCGUCGAAAAGAAUUGUCUUGGAAAAACAAUGUGUAUACUUUUUGUUACGGAUGAAAUGUUUGGUCCAAGCCACUGCAAGGGAGCCCUUACGCUCGCGGUUGAAGCCACUUGUACAAAGAAAUAG